AAUGUAUCUUUGUUGUUACAGGAAAGCAAUUUAAGUUUGAAUACAGCUGUGAUGCACAUCUGUUUGAUGAAGAAGACGUUGCUCUUACGCAGUCACUUUCCAAACUUAGCUGCACUGAAAAGUAAGAAAAAACAUGACAGAAAAAGCAAGUGUAGAUGAUUUUCAAGCUUGGGAUUCUCUCAAGAAGAAAAAGAAAAAACACAAGCACAUUAAGAAACAUGAAAGUGAUGAAAGAGAAAGUGUGCAAAAUGAAGAGCAUAGCUGUGAAUCUCUACUCCUUUUUGAAGACCAAACUGGGCAGAACAGUGUAGUUCGUAAAAAGAAAAAGAAGAAGAAAAAGAAAAACGAGGGGGAGGAAGAGCAGCCUUUGUUAGAUAACUUCUGCCCAGGGCUGGAAGAUGGAAUUAGUAACGAAACUGUAAUGGAUGUUUCUCCGAAGAAAAAGAAAAAAAGGAAGCGGAAGCAUGAUGAUGGUGCAGAUGUGUCCAGUGAAAUAAUUUGUGUUGAAGUAAAUCACGAUAAUACUGAGGACUGUCAGGAAAGUGAGACUGAUUAUGUUUAUAUAAAGAAGCCUAAGAAGAAAAGAAAAGAAAAAUCACCAGAAAAGGAUUACCAGGAGGAAGCAACUGAGGUGCCUGUCUCGGAAACAUGUGAUGAAAAUGAUGAUCAAAGGUCAAAAAAGAAGAAAAAGAAGAAGAAGAAGAGAAAACACGAUAUCACCCCAGAAGAAGGCAUAGACUCAGUGGCUAAUGCAUCAAUCUUGUCAUCUUCAGGACUGAAUGCAGAAGAGGAAGACACCGUGCUGGCUUUGCCUACAGCAAACAGUCGUGUGACAAUGGGCCAGCCAUUCCGUGAAGAUGGUGAUCCUAGUGCUUCUCCUGCCUCCAUCGAAGAGCCUAUGGAAGUAGCUGCUGAGCCUGCUGAAGAGGCUGAUCAUUCUCCCAGCAAACCUCAAAGGCAAAUUCGGAAGAUUAAAAGCAGUGCGGUCGUUGAGGAAGACUCUUCAGAUUCUGAGAUAAUGACACCAGAACCUACAAUAUCAAAUAGAGAGGAAGAGCAGAAUAAUUCCUUUACUGAAAAUGCAGCCCCUGGUGAACUAGAUGAUGACGAUGAUGAUGAUGUCCUGGACUCAAGCAUGUUUACAGCCUUGGAUUUGGAUACAGCAAAAGAAGAACUCGAAGAGUUUAUCCCUCACGUGAGGGAAAUGUCAGAUAGUUCCAUCAGAAAGAUGGCUGGAAGAGACCUAACAAGAUUUAAACAUUUUAAAAAGCAAGGUAUUGCUAUCAAGUUUGGCAGAUUUUCACAGAAGGAAAAUGAUCAAAUCAAGAAAAAUAUUAAGGAGUUCUUAUCACUUACUGGAAUAGAGAAUGCUGAAAAACUCCUGUUUACCUCUAGGUAUCCAGAAGAAAAAGAAACUAUCAAUCGCCUAAAAGCAGAGUUUCUUUUCUGUGGGAAAAUUGCUGAGGGCAUUCCACGACCCUGGAGACUUAUAUAUUAUCGAGCAAGGAAGAUAUUUGACCCAAAUAAUUACAAAGGGAGGUAUACUAAGGAGGAAAAAGAAAAAUUAAAGAAGUACUAUGCUAUCCACGGCAAUGACUGGAAGAAGAUUUCUGAGAUGAUGUCCCGUUCAAACCUCUCAGUUGCUAUGAAAUACUCCGAAAUCAAAUCGGCUAUUAAUUACGGCCCUUGGACUAAGGAAGAAACACAGAAGUUAAUGCACGCAGUAGAGGACGUGAUUAGGAAAAGAUCAAAAUUGGAAGCUGAGAAAUCCUCAUCAGAAAAGUCACGUAGAAAUCUCUCAAUUGACCGUGAAAAGCUCUACCAGAAAUUACCAUGGACUGAGAUUGAAACUAAAGUGGGAACUAGAUACUGGAGGCAAUGUAAACAGAAGUGGAAUUCAAUUUUAACAAGCAAGAUGACCAAAGGGCAGCAGUUAUACAAGGGGACCAAAGGAUUACAGGCCAAAAUCAAUCUUAUUAAAAGGUUGUAUGAAAUGAAAGUGGAGGAUGCUAAUGAAGUCAACUGGGAAGAGCUCAGUAAUGCUAUUGGAGAUGUCCCUAGAGCCUAUGUUCAAGCCAAAUUUUACAAACUCAAGGUCUCCUGUGUCCCUCUUUGGCAAAGAAAGACUUUUCCUGAAAUUAUUGAUUAUCUUUAUGAAGAGAAACUUCCAGAACUUGAGGAAAAAUUGCAAAAAAAGAAGAAACACCUUGAUUUCGACAGUCCAUCAACUAGUCAACAGAAAAAGGUUUUCCAGCUGAGUGAAAUUUUUGACUCCAGUGAAGACAGUGAUAAUUGAUGGCCUUAACAACUCCUAGAUUAUAUAUCCAAGAUGCC
This is a messenger RNA of Tinamus guttatus (white-throated tinamou), 2334 nucleotides long. The record is from RefSeq and is a predicted model, not a curated record. Lineage: Eukaryota; Metazoa; Chordata; Aves; Tinamiformes; Tinamidae.